AUGAGGGUGGACCUCCUUUUUUCCCUGAGCCUGCUAUUCCUCGCAGCGCAUCAUGUCCUGUGCAGCAAAAAAAAAGGAAAGCUACUUGGAAGUUUUCCAAAGGAUGUCAACUUAGUGGAGUACCUCUCCUUUUUAGCCGAGGAUGAAUACAGAACAUUGUUGCAAGAGGUGGACAAUGCAUUAUUGAACAAAAUAAAAAACAAAGAAAUAGUGACCAAGGAAAAUAUAGAGUCGACCUUAAAAGUACUAGAUAAAAAGUAUAAAGAAAUUGACGAUGGAGCUAAGAAGCGAGAAAUAGCAGAUGUCAUUGUUGAUAUUAGGGAGGUUCUUCAGAAAAAUUUACACCAAGUGGAUAAUAACAAUGAAGAUGUGGAGAACAAAAAAGAGCUAAAAAAAAGCAACUUUUUACUUCAACUAGAAAAUAAAUACAUCAAGAGAGACUUAGCCAAUUUUAAAAAAAUUACGGAAGAUAUAUCGAUAAGAAAAUCCUACUUGGAUAAAAAAUUUAAAACGUGUGCCAUAUCGAGUGAACAGUUUUUAUAUGGAGCCCCAGGAAAAAUUAACCUAUCAGAUAGUAGCAUCAGACAAAUAGAUUACCCUCUAUUCAUUAAGAUUGUAAAUAAGGAUACAUGUCAAGAUGAUUUCUCUUCAAGUAGCAGUUCCUUCCAAUCGAUUAAGCUUAACCAGUUUAUCGAUCUCUACAAACCGGUGCUUGAUUUCAACCUCGAGCUGCUAGAAAUUGGACUGAAGCAUGAAAUGAAGGCCUACGAAGACUCAAAAAACGAGAUCUUCUUUCUCAUUCGAGAUCAUUAUAAAAAUUAUGGAGAAGUAAAGAAGUUCCUGCUGAACAUCCCAAUGAGCAAGAUUCCUGAUUCUAAGCCAAAUGAUGAAAUGAAAAAAGAAAUCACGGAAUAUAACAAGAUCUCUACCUACUCUGGGGGGAAUUCCGAGACGGUGAACAAAUCGGCUGAUAGCUACAUCCUUGGUAGACAUGCUAAGGAGCCUGUGUAUAUUCAGCCCAAGAGAUUUAAAAGGAUUAUAAAAAUUCCCAUGAAGAAAAAAAAAAAUUUUAUAAAUGAUGAAACGGAUAUGAAGAUCAAAUCGCCGGUCAAAGUUGGCCAACUGUUCAUUAGGAAGAAAGAAAACCUUGAGAAAGCCAAAAAGAAUAUAUUCGAGUAUCACAUAUUUUUAAACAAGAAUCCAGAAAAGGAAGACGGGAUAAAAAUCGACGAUGUUGCAGAUGAUCAUGCGGGGAGUGUACCAAUGGAACAAAUAAAGGUUCCCAGUCCACAAACAAACAGUAGCAAUAUUUUAAAAAGAAUAACAAUUAGAAAGUUUCUUCGUAGUAUGUACUGUAUACCUUGUUCUAACUAUGACAAAAGUACACAUCAUAAUUGCCCUCUUAGGGAGAAUUUUAUCAACCUGAAUUAUGGCAACAACUGCCUUGUUUGUAUCCCCCCUAAUGCACUUAAUACUUGUAUCUGCAAUGUGAAUAGUAUGGACAGAUCAGCGCAAGAAAUCCAGGUGAAACAUCCGGAGGCCAUUUUGCAUUACCCGCAUGACCAGAAUUGUCUUUACAGAAAUGUAUACACCAAUUGUGUCUAUCCCAGUGGAAAAAUCUUUAGCCUUUUUCAGAAAAGGUAUAUUUGCCCGUACUGUAAAUUAAGGAGACCGCCCAAGGAGCAGGAUUUCAGUGCUGGGUAUGGGACUAAGGUGCCAGCCUACGCUGGUCAGCAGGACAGGUUCUCCGGACAGGGUGUGCCGAAUUUUACCAUCCUAGAUGAAGAUGAAGAUUGGAUCCCGAUUAAAUUGACCUCUGGGGAAAAAGUGCACGAUGAGCAGAAAACGCAUGGUGGUGAGGAAGCACAUGAUGAGGAAGGACCAGACGAACCACUGCAUCCUAGUGAAGGGGAGCAUCCAAGCCAAAGAUAUUUCAAAAAGACGUACAAGAUAGAUGUGGCUGCAAACGAGUACGAGGAAGAAAUAGAGGGAUCCCUCAGUAGGGUGGUCCCCCUAAGUAGCGAUUUCUUCGAUAAAGCCAACUUAAACAGGAGAGAUGGGGCCCAUGGUGAGGAGGAGGAAGAGGAGGAGACAGGUGGAGAAAAGGAGGGGGUAAAUGGACCAGAGGUGGGCGGAGAAGACGAGGAAAACAGCGAGGAAAACAACAAGGGAGACGACGAAGAUGGAGUUAAAAGGAAGGAAAAAUUAUCGAUCAAGGAACGAGACAACGAAAGGAACCACCCUCUCCCGCGUAGGAAUAAGAAAGGAACGGCCAAAAGAGCCCAACAGCAAGAUGAUGAAGCCGGCAAGAGGGACGUAAAAGGAAAGGACAAAACUGAUGUCACGGGUGAAGAUCUCGAAAUGGAAGAAGAAGACGAUUCCAUCCCAUAUGACACCAAUUUUUACGAUUUUGGAGAAAUGCUGAAGAACGAUAAGCACAUGCACUAUUUGAAGGACCUGUAUUACAGCAUUGUCCAUGACAAAGACAGUGAUGAAUACAAGAAGGAAGAAAAAAGCUUCCUCCUAAACUUGAGAUUUUUAUAUAAGACCACAUUCUUUACCAGGAAAAAGACAGUUGUAAGUGCCUUUUUGAAAACGCCUAAUUUGGACGUUACGUACAACAAGGGGAAAAUCCUAUUCUUAUUCAAAAAUCUGUUCAGCAAAAUAUUUAAAGAUGUAGAUUAUAAAAUUAAGGAAUCGCUUGUGCAGAUAAUCCCGGUGGUCGAAACUGAUGAAGAGGAGGAGGCAGAGAUGAUAACCGGGUUCGACAUGGAUUUUGGAAAAGUACAGUCGCACCAUGCUGGGUCGAUAAACAUGUUUAGGCACGCCGUUUUUGAUAUACAUAAUAUGGCCAUUUAUUUUAUUGGGCCAGAUGAAAAGUACCUCCUGCUCGAGGACAUCAUCAGAGAGAUACACGAAGAAAGGGAGCAUGAAUCCUCCGAUGGGGUUGAGAGAGGCAACCAAAAGGGGGACAUCCAGGAGCGAGACACGUUCCCGGGAGAGGAAGCGGUGGAGGAGGACCAGCAGGAGGAGGGAAACCAGUCGGCGGACGAGACGAAUGAGCGCGACUGGGGGGAGUACAACCCAGAUGAAGCGAUGAAAGCGGAACAGGCGAAAGAAGCAGAUCAGGAGGAAGGCGAAGCAGACCAGGGGAAGGGGAAAGCAGACCAGGAGGAAGGCGAAAAAAAACAGGGAAAAGGAGAAGCAGAACAGGGGAAAGACGAAUCAGAACAGGAGAAAGACGAAGAAGAAAAGGAGAAAGGGGAAGCAGAACAGGGUAAAGACGAAGCAGAACAGGGUAAAGACGAAGCAGAACAGGAGAAAGGUGAAGCAGAACAGGAGAAAGGUGAAGCAGAGAAGGCAAAAAAAAAAGUGGAUCUGCUGAAACUGAAAAAGGCAAAGCUGCACCAGGAGGCAUAUAACUUGAAGCCGAAAGAAGAGGAGGCGAAGCCCAUGCUGGGUGGAGAGACGCAGCUCGAACAAACAAAAUCAACGGACAAAUGGACAGACAAAUGGACGGACAAAUGGAUGGAGGAACCAACGGACAUCGCCCUAAGGGGAAAGCAAGUAAAAAGCGAAAGGGACCAACAAGGACACAAUGGUGAUUUCCGGAAAAUCCUAUCGAAUUAUGGAAGCCUGCUCUCCAAGGAGGAUAUAAGAAUGAUCAAAGAAAACUUAAAUAAUCUGGUCGUCAAAAAAAGGAUAGUAGACGGAGGAGAAGUCAUAGAAAUUAUUAUAAAAAGGGAAGAGCCCACGAAAGAGAAGGAAGAGGUGGACGAAAGUAGCGAUGUGUACGAAUCCAUUUCCAUUGAUGGAGAUAAAGCUGUAGGAGCGAUUAACGAAGCGGUGAAGAAGUACAUGGAAAAACAUUUCAGCGUUCAGAAUAUACCGAUACACUAUAUCGAAAAUGGGAACAUCUCAAAGAACACCAUCCAUGUCACAUCGGACGUUAACUGCAAUUUGAACAUGCUCAAGAUGAGCAUCCUAGGAAUCAGCAACAUUACGAACAAGUCCAUAGAUCAGUUUAAUUUUUUCCUUGUCCCGAAGGACGUCGACUUUUACAAUCGAAGCAAAUUUCAGGAAAUUCCCCUCUUCAUUAGGAAUGUACUAGAUUUGUACAACUAUAGCAAAUUGCUAGGGCGAAAAAUCGUGAUUGCGUCGGUUGAUGAGAAAGACCUAGACAUUAUAAGACCCAAAAGUUUCGACUGUUUGUACGAGUCGAAUAGAGACGAUGAGGAGCUGACCCCGGGGGAGGAAGAGUUUCUGCAGGAGAUCCCUACAUCCGAAGUGACCAACGAAGAGGCAACCGAAAUUGGCGAUAAGGAGGAAACCCAACUGGGAGAAGACGAGGCAAACCAGCUGCGAGACGACGAGGCCAUCCUGGGAAGAGAAAUUAUACUAAAGAACGCAAGUGAGAAAACGGUAUCUGAUGAGAACCCACCACCACCAGGUUACAAAGAAAACGAAAUCGAGUACAUAAACAAAGAAAUAACAAUUUUGGAAGAUGAAGAGUUGUACAGAAAGGAUAGUUAUUACGAAUUUUUUGAAAUGUACAUGGACAAUCCGAAUCGAAAAGUGAACAUCUACAAGGCACCGAUACAAAAAACGUAUAACUUGAAUUUAUUCGCAGUGGACCUUAUGAACAAAAUAGUGCAUGUGCCGUCCACAUUUAUAAACACCAGCUCGUACAAGAAGGGCAUAUCCAUCCUUGACAUAUAUAGUUGCUUGGAUUACUUCUCCUUUAGCAGAAAGACGAACGUUAUUAGUUCCAUCAUUUACGACAAAUCGAUCACGUUAUAUGAAUUAUUGAAGCACCUGAACGAGAAGGAAGAACAUUUGCUCAUUCGAAAUAAGAAGACGGAAGAUUGUGCAGACGUGGACAAUUUAGAAAAUGUAAAAAUUCCAGAAUCCAUAAAUUUGAAGGAUUCCAAAAUUAUACACCUAGAAAUACCAAUUUUUUAUCUGGACGAACAGUCAUGCUUUUAUCAUGACAGAUUAACUCUGAUGAAUGUGCCCGAAAGUUUGACCGCAUUGGAAUUGUGCAAUUUGGUGAAGAAUAUAAUUAACUCUAAAUUGGUUUCUUUCAAUAUAGAUACUCUUAAGGAUUUACAAAUUUUUACCAUCCGGGAGAAGAAGUGGGAAAAUGUCGAUGAUAACUUAACUGUGAGUGAGUUAAAAAUGAACCACAAUGAUUUGUACACUCUUUUUAUUAGAAAAACAUUUUUGACGAGAAAUAACUUCCAGACUUUAGCUAAUUUGCAAAUCGAUUUAGCGGAUAGGAACAUCUACGUUAAGAAGCUGAACAUUUACAUCAACUAUAAUUUUGCUCCGUACAGCUUGCACAAUUUGUCACUGUACAUGGACGCCAAUAAUUUGAAGCACCUGGUGCUGAGAAAUACGAAUGCGUUCAUAUCGGAUUCGUUUCUGCGCGAGUUUUUCUUUGUGUACAGUAGGAGCCACCCGGUGGGCGAUGGUUAUCAAGUGGGGAACGCAGAGCCGGGGAGUCCUCAUUCGGUAAACUACCAAUUGAGCAGCCACCUAAGAAGAGGCCAACUGAGAAGCGUCCAACUCAGCAGCGGAGAAAACCAAGAAGUCUACAUCGAAGACGAGGAAGGAUCCAAAGGAGGGGGUAAAAAAAUACCCUUCCUGUUCCUCCUCAAUAUGCUCAGCAGGUUCUACAAGAUAAAAUUCAGUGCCAGCAGAAUGAUGGAGACCGUCCUGGCGUCGCUGUUGGAACUAAGUGGGAGGGACUCAAACGAAAACCCAAUACUGGAAGUGAAAGAAUCGUCCAAGAAGACCAAAAAUUUGGAACUUUACCUAGGGAACAACUCCAAAAAGGUAUCAGUAAAGAAUGUUCCCAUGGCGUUACUGGUGUGGAAAUUUAUCAACAUCCUGAUGAGAGGAUCCUUCAACAUCCCCGUGGAAGAGAAAGAAAAGUUGUACAAUUUAUUUGUAAUCGUACCGAGGGAUAAAGACAAAUUGAUGAGCCACGACUACUACUUUAGCUCCAUCCCUGGAUAUACCAUAGAAGAAGUAGUAAAAAUUAUAGAAAAGGAUAACCUACUCUUGAUGAAGGCAUACCCAGAUCAUCUCAACCACAUUCGAAACAGCGAACAUUUCGACUCGUAUAUGAUGUUCUCUCUUGAUUCACUACCCUCCGUGAUCGACUUUGACAACCCCAUUGAGACUCUAAGCUUUUACGUUCACUACAAAAAUGAAAAAAAAAUUACACACAUUAUUAACGUGCCACAGAAGAUAACCACAGAUAAGCUGCUCAAAUCUAUACUGAUGGAUAUGUAUUCCAAAUGGCAGAAGUUACCAAAAGAUGAGAAGAUUAAAUUUUCCCUUUACGUGGGCAACAACGAAAUAACGGAUGUGAAGAAGUACAUCAAUUCUGGGCAGGACGCCCAGUUGCGCACCUUCAUCUCACUAGGAAAAAAAAAAAAUGACCAAAAACAGUCCAAAAAAAACUACGUCGACUUGGACAAAAUAUCCGAAAUAGAUACCGUCAACGUUUCCGACGCAGAAUUGAAGACGGCUCAGCUGUACGAUAACGUUUUGAGAGAGAUCCUAGUAAAGGACUACAUAGAUUAUAAUAAUAUCUCUGUGAGUGGCUACACUCUCACUAUUUACGUUUAUGACGGGGUGACCUACAAACCGGUGGUCAUUUUUAACGUCCCCUUGAGCGCAACGAACAAGGAUAUAAUAAACUUCCUACUGAUAAAGGCGAAUCAUAUUAACACGAAAAAAUUAGUGGACGAAUUUCUCCUGCUGAACGAAGAGUCCUUAAUCCUGAUGAAGACAAAAACUAUUGUGGAGCAAAAUGUUGUUUUUAUAGGCGAGCUCACAGAACUUAUCAAUUUGGACAGAACCAAACUGUACAUAGUCCACAAGCCCCUAUUUAACCCACUAGAUGAUAUAUUCAGAAAUGUAGCAGGCAGGAAGUACGACUUCAAGUCUGAAAAAAACGCCGUGAUAAAUGUGAGUGAGGGAAAAGGUACCCUCACCUUUAACGUCAUGUUUAAUAAAAAUAAGAAAAAAGUUUUAACUGUUAUGAACAUUGCACACAGCAUGUACAUUACAGAGUUCCUACGAUUUGCCAUUGGCUACCAACGAAAGUGGAUCUACAAAUAUGUAAACUUUUACCUCAUUAAGGGAAAUGAAAAAUACGUCUUAAAUGAUUACAAGGAUGUUAUACGGUAUGGAAGAACCAUCAGCGAAAUUUUUAAAAUGUGCAAAACUGGAGACCCAUGCACGCUGCACAUUGAGAUUAUGACCCACGACUCAGCCAACAAAUUGAAGAAGGAAAACCCGGAGAGCACAGACAGGGGAAGUAUAGUCAUAAAGGAGUUAAGAAAAAAACUUGUUGAAGACGAAAUUGACCAUAAAAAGAUAGACCUCUCUGUUGUUUGCUUCGAGUACAACGCAGGACUUUACGAGAAGCACCUUUUUGGCGCUUCCAGAAUUUGUAACAUUCCGAAAAAUUACACCGUGGCGGAUGUACUGGCCCACGUGAAGAAGAAGCUCAAAGAAGAAACCAAGAUGAAAAAUGUGGACGAUUUGGAACUUAGAAUCAUAUAUAACGAAUCGUAUUUAACCAUACCCGAAGAAAUGAACAUGGAAUAUGUGAUUAAUUACUACUUUACUAAUGCACCCUCCAUCGUUUCUGUCUCGGAGAAGCAAGAACUCCUAAACCUCGUGCAUCUGCUUCUCCACGAUACCGUUAUGGACAUAAAGAAUGACACCUUUGUGAAGAGGAGCAUACCGCUGUACAUAAAAAAGGGAAGGUAUUUGCAUAACAUCAAAUUGAAAAAUAUUCCUUUCAGCAUUACGGAGGACAGCUUCGUAACCUACCUACUAAAUUAUUUAACAAAAAAGUCGGAAGUGAUUAAAUUUAUGAAAGACAACACGUCAGUGUGUCUAUACCCGAAUUGUGACCCUGUGUAUGUGCACCUGGAGAAGAAGCAGCUCUCCUUCGUUGCGUCUCUGUCGUACCACAUCGCCAUGAAGAAGAUCAUCUAUUUGGCUACCGUCGAGUCGCAUGAAAAUUUCUACGGCCAAAUGAGCCACUUCCAAUUCAAUUUUGAAAAGUCUCAAUAUUAUAGAGAAAUAAAGGCGGACAGAAGCAACAGCAGUAGGGACAUGAAGAAGAAUAACUCCGAUGUGCUAAUGAACAUCGAAGUGAAUAUUCACUUCCCAAAUGUCCACAGAACGGUUCGAGUAAAAAAUUUCAACAUGAACAUGGAAAUAAACGACUUGUUGAGCAAAACAUUUCAAUCUAUAACGUCGAAGAGUUACACGUGGAAGGACGUGUUCACCUUUGUUGGCAGCACGUCCAAGUAUAAGCAUAAUGGUCGGGAGAAAGACCAGAAAGAAGGAAAAGCCAAUCAAGAGGGGAAAGCCAUACAAGAGGGAAAAGACCUGGAAGAUAAGAAGGCCAAAACGUUUAAGGACUACCUGAAUGAAGAAGGAAACAUCACCUUCAUCUUUAAAUCCGAAUAUAGCGCAAUACACGAUUAUUUAAUUUCCAGAGUGAUAUACCUGCCCGCUAUUAUAAACUACGAGACAAAAUAUAUUUCUCUAAAAACGAGUAUUAGUGGCUUUCACAACAAUUUCACGACGCUGUAUGGGUUCCCAAGUUACUUAACACCCGUAUUCACACUCACCAUAUUGCAAUACAAUUUUUUCAAACUGAUAGGCAAGACAUACUUAGACCUCUUCGGGUGUUCCUACGAUUAUAGGUUUAACGAAGAGGAAACGUAUGAAGAUACACAGAUCGCUUUGAAAAAGAGCCACCCCAUUUUGAAUGAUUCCCUCAAGGGAGAAAACAAAAAAGAGAAAAUGAGACUUAUCAUGCGGAUCAGAAAGAAAGAUAUGAAAUACAUCGACACAAUCAAGGAUUUGAAAACCGCCGAAUUAAACAUAGAAUGCCAGAAGUUAGAAAAUGAGGAAGACAUGGAGGAAUGUACCGAUAUGAUAUCAGCUCUCAACACAUCGUCCAUAUUCUGGAGAAGUAGCAUCUUAGGUUUUAUGGCCAACUCGGUGGUCAUCCGAGAUAACUACAACAACACAUUGAUGCUGCCAUACAUCGACUUCAGAGUGAAUGAAAAAAUUCUUCUCCAAAAUAUUCUCUGCCACAUUAACUUGUCUCCUUACUUGUAUAAGCUCUUCGAAUUGACCCACAUUGAUAAAAAAGGAAUCACUUUUAAGAAAGGGCUAAAGAAUAGCGUGCCACAUAUUCAGUGCUUGCUAUCUUACGGGUUUAGCAUUUACUUCGAUCUGCAUCACAACAACAAGCUGGAUAAUUAUUCCGGGUUCCAAAUGGGCGGAAUAGAAUCUUUCGACAUAACCCAAGUACAUUCCUUCCAAAAUUUACAUGAGCAACAUUUCGUGGAGUUCUUUCUUUACAAUCCGGAUGGCACACAUGUGUAUGUGAAGAAUGUAUAUAGAGACAUGACUGUUUCCACUCUCAUCAAUGAGCUGUCCAAGGCGAGACAUCACAUCCACGGCCUCCAGUACAACGAGGUGUCCUCCUUUUAUAAGCUCAUAUACAUCCUGGACGAAAAGGACGUAUUCGAUAUCGCUCCGGAGGCGUCCAUCGAAGACGUGUACGACAUUGUGCUCAGGUACUCCAAGUCGAAUUUUGUCCUCAAAGUGGUGAAGAAGGACGACCAUGGGGGCAGCGAUGGUAGCGGUGGUAGUGGUGACCGCGGUGAUGGCAGUGAUUCAGAUGAUCACCCCAGCAGCAGCCUCGCGGAGAAGGGCAUGCCCGAGAUGCAUCUCAGCGCCUACCCCCCCAUCGUCGAUUUGAGCCAAAACAACUUCCAAGUCGUCAUGUAUCUGCAGCUAAAGCCACUCGAAAACAAGAACCUCUUCAGAGACCCAACCGCCCCCAAAAUUAUUAUCAACAACGUCCCUUCCAGCACCUUUAUUGUCUCCAUCAAGGACUACAUCCUCAUCUUAUUUAAGGAAUAUUUUGAGCAACUAGAACUUUCUCAAAAUUUCCAUACCAGAUUUUACGAAUUUGAAAUAAAUCUAACAAUCGUCAGCUGGAACCCCGUCACGAAGAAGAUACAACUGCUGAACGAGAAGGUUCUGAGCAACAUCACCGUGUCUAACUUUUACAGCGUCUACUACAACGCCGGUUUGGUUCUACAGCUAGACAAGGUCAAGAUUUUCAAGCCCAACUUUUACGACGAAUUUAUUAACCACUUUUCCUCCGUCGUCGUCGACUUCUCUUGCCAGUCGAUCCAGAACAGCUGA
Molecule: messenger RNA, 10263 nt
Organism: Plasmodium inui San Antonio 1
Lineage: Eukaryota; Apicomplexa; Aconoidasida; Haemosporida; Plasmodiidae
Exons: 2
Coding region: 1-10263 (3420 amino acids)
Source: RefSeq, a predicted model, not a curated record